Messenger RNA from Polypterus senegalus (gray bichir), 2861 nucleotides. RefSeq names its product dual specificity phosphatase 6 (gene dusp6). The transcript has 3 exons. Gene Ontology annotation, biological process: regulation of heart growth; protein dephosphorylation; negative regulation of ERK1 and ERK2 cascade. Gene Ontology annotation, cellular component: cytoplasm; cytosol. The record is from RefSeq and is a predicted model, not a curated record. Gene Ontology annotation, molecular function: MAP kinase tyrosine/serine/threonine phosphatase activity; protein tyrosine/threonine phosphatase activity. The coding region runs from base 504 to 1646 and encodes 380 amino acids. NCBI's taxonomy places the organism in Eukaryota, Metazoa, Chordata, Cladistia, Polypteriformes, Polypteridae.
UUACCCAUUCAGAAUCUUUCAGCGGCCGAACGAGUGGAUCAGGCGCUCAUAUUGUGAGGCGGGGAGUGAAUCUAUACGGUAGAGCGAGCCUUUCACCUGCAGAACAGGACUUGAGCGAGAUCACGCCGCAGAGUUACACUAGGCGAAAUGCGUGGCACUCCCUGCUAAGCCUCCUACUUUGCCCGAUCUGUACUGGCUAAAGGUGAACAUUGUGACAAUCGGAAGGACGGACUAAACCACAAACUGUACCACGACGGGGAGGCUCUUCAAAUAAACGUCUCUCAUUGAUAAAAUGCACUGACAUGCCUGGCGGAAAAGCACAAGUGGGCGAGAUACACUCCUGACUUUUGCUAAAUCUACAAGAUUUCGGCUCGGUACUCUAGAAUUAGUAUUUUAAAGUUCCCAACUUGGGCUUCUGCACGGAGUGUGGAUUGAUCAACCCACGGUGUACCUGCUUGAUCAUCCUCUCUUCACUCCUGUGAUUUAUUAUUACCGCUAAACUAAUGCUAGAUAAAUUAAAGCCCGUUCUUUUUGAUUCGAUUAUGGCGAUGUGUAAGACCGCAGGCUGGCUUAAGGAACAGCUACAGGCAGGCAAUGACAGCCUGCUGGUGAUGGACUGUCGAGCACCGGAACUGUACGAUUCCUCCCAUGUGGAGACCGCCAUCAACGUGGCGAUACCCAGUCUUAUGCUCCGGCGCCUUAAGAAGGGCAACCUACCCUUAAAAUCCUUACUGGCGAACGGGGAAGACAAGGAGCGGUUCGCUAGGAGGUGCAAGACCGACGCGAUCGUGCUCUACGAUGAGUACAGCAGCGAGUGGAACGAGAAUGUGGACGGCGGCUCGGUACUUGGACUUUUACUGAGGAGGCUCAAAGAUGAGGGCUACAAGGCAUUUUACCUGGAAGGAGGAUUCAACAAAUUUCAGGCAGAGUUCCCUGCACACUGCGAGACAAAUCUGGACAGCUCCUGUAGUAGCAGUUCCCCCUCUGCUCCUGUUCUUGGCUUAGGGGGGCUUCGCAUCAGCUCUGAUUCUUCUGAUAUCGAAUCUGACAUUGACAGAGACCCCCACAGUGCUACUGACUCUGAUGGCAGCCCGUUGUCCAACACCCAGCCUUCUUUCCCAGUUGAGAUCCUGCCUAACUUGUACCUUGGCUGCGCUAAAGACUCAACAAACCUGGACAUUUUAGAUAAAUAUGGAAUCAAAUACAUCCUGAACGUGACCCCAAAUCUGCCCAACCUGUUUGAAAAUGCAGGGGAGUUCAAGUAUAAGCAGAUCCCAAUAUCCGACCAUUGGAGUCAGAACCUCUCUCAGUUCUUCCCAGAAGCCAUUGGAUUUAUAGAUGAAGCUCGGACCAAGAAGUGUGGCGUUUUGGUGCACUGCCUGGCAGGAAUCAGCCGGUCGGUCACAGUCACUGUGGCUUAUCUGAUGAAGAAACUCAAUUUGUCCAUGAAUGAUGCAUAUGACAUUGUGAAAAUGAAGAAAUCAAAUAUCUCACCAAACUUCAACUUCAUGGGUCAGCUGCUGGACUUUGAACGAACCCUAGGGCUGAACAGUCCAUGUGACAACAGGACCAGCUCUCAGCCUCUGUACUUCACCACCCCCACUAAUCAAAAUGUUUUUCAGCUUGACCCACUUGAGUCGACGUGAACCCCUGCAGCAGUGACCUGGUUACCAGCACUGAAAAUUUUACUGGCCACCUAAUGUCAAGAACCUUGACAUGAUUGACAGGACUGGUCUGAAAUAACAGUUGCCGGAUGUUCUUGCUGAAGGCCUCAGCUGCCGAAUUAUGGGAGCAGCUGUUGCGGAGAACGAGAGAAGGGGGUGGGGGGAAAGCUCUCAGUCUUCAUUCUUUCUGUCUUUUAGACCCUGACAGCAUUUUCCAUUGUCCCAAAGGUCUGAACGCCUAGAGGGCGCUGGGUGGGGAAAGUGUGGUGUGCGCUUGGCUAAAAUGAAGCACAACUUAAGUUGCAUGUGUGCAAUGGACUGGAAAAACAAAAAAAGCUAAGAAUUCCAAAGAAGUGUCCCUGGUCGACCUGGACUGUUUCAAGAGCACUCUUUCUUACAAGGCUGGGUCAGCUUUGGGUGGAGAGCAAUUUUUUUUUUAAGAUUGUCUUCUGUGAAGACUGACUUACAGUGGGAGAAGGGAAAUCUCACUGGUUCUUUCACAGCACUGUUACUGACAUUCUCUGUUCUUGUGGAGGAGUCUGUUUAAAAAAACUAUGUAUGAUGUAAAAAAAUAUUUAAAGUGCAUAAUCGCACUUGUUAAUGAACUGUUUAAAAAACAAAAAGUGGGGGUACUGAUUUUGAUUUUCUUUUCCCUUCUAUGUAUGCUGUCUUGGGUGUCAAAUAAGUAUAUUCAUAGUUUCACCAUGCCAAAAAGAGUUUCGGAGAAGUUGGAUACUUUAAUUGUAAUUUUUUUUUUUUGAGUGUCUGUGUGAACGGAGUUUAAUUAUCAUGGGGAAGCUUUUCUGGACUUUUCGCAUAGAGGCGUAAUUGGUUCAAGGUUACUCCUGCUGUUUUAAUCUUCCUGGACUGGAUCAUGUACCCCUGCAACACAUACUUUUUUGCAACUGAAAUUUUACAGCUGUCCACAGAGGUGCUACGCACGGCAUAAUUUAAUUUAUGGAAUGCAGAGAGAUCCUUCUGACUUUGUACAGUAAACAAAACCAUUUAUGAAUGAACACGUUAUGUUGUGCUGCAUGAAAUUAUUGUACAGUCAGUGCUCCCUGGUUUAAUUGUUCCUUUUCUGUGUGAAGCACUAAGCACGGCAUGGGAUUAAUACAAAAAGGGGAUAAGAAAGGAUGAGGUUUCUAUUAAUAUUCAUUUAAAUUUGCUAAAGCAAGGAGUAAGUUUAAAAAAAAA